CAUAUCAUCAUCCACCACAUCCAGCAUUUUUAGCACCGCCACCACCACCACCACCUCCUCCACCGCCACCACCUACGGCUUCGGCCACUGUACCACCUUCACAUCAUCCUUUACAUCAUCAUAUUCAAGCUGCAACCGCGACAGCAAUCGCAACACCACAAAGUAUAAUGACAACAUCGGCAGCUGCUGUUAAUUCACCAGCCACAGCAACAUCGCAACAUCCACUUUCUCAUCAAUUUUAUCCAGCAUUACCAAGUGCCGGCAGUAAUAGUUAUUCAACGAAUAAUCUGGGUACUGGUCCACUAUAUGGUUAUGAUGAAGAUCUUUCAAUGACAAGUUGUUCAUCAACAAAUCUGUCAUUACCGGAUAGUCCGUCAGAAUUUACAUCAUUAUGUGCUAAAACAAAUUUAACCGCAACAAAUAAUAAACGUAAAUCAUUGAUCAAUGAUCAAACAACGGCGAACAUUAAACAUUAUACCGAUCUUUCAGCCAGUAUACCGAGGCCACCACCACCACCAUUAUUGAAUGGAUCAACAUCGAAUCAUCAUCAUCAUCAUCUAAAUGGUGUAACACCGCCACAUUAUGAACAUUCAAUAACGAAAGAUUCAAAAUGUCCAACACCAGGCUGUAAUGGUACGGGCCAUUCAACCGGACUCUAUACACAUCAUCGUAGUCUUUCCGGCUGUCCACGUAAACGACAAGUAACGCCGGAAAUACUUGCCAUGCAUGAAACAAUAUUGAAAUGUCCAACACCUGGUUGUAAUGGUCGUGGCCAUGUUAAUUCAUCACGUAAUUCACAUCGAAGCUUAUCCGGCUGUCCAAUAGCGGCGAUGGAAAAACUUGCACAAAAACAACAUCAACAGCAACAACAAAAUUUAUUGAAACACCAGAAUGGUGGAUCAUCAAUGAAUUCAUCCAGAAAUAAUCCAUCAUCAUCAUCAUCAUCAUCAACAACAACAACAUUGGGUAAAUCUAAAUCUCAUCAAAUUUCAGCAACAACAGCAACAAAUCAAUCAAUGAUGAAUAAUAAUCAUCACCAAAAUGGACACAAUCCGCAACAGCAACAACAACAACAGCAGUCGUUGACAUCACCAUCAUCAUUAUGUUCAUCAAUGAUUGGUCAUUUGGCUGCUUCGGCAAAUGUAGUGGCUGAUAUGUUACCAUUAGCAGCAUAUGCAGAUCAAAAUUAUCCAUCGAAUCACCAAAACCACCAUGGUUAUCAUCAUCCAUCGUCACAUCAUCAAUUGGCAUUCAAUCAUCAUCAUCAUAAUCACCAUCAUUCAUCGAUUGAUAAUGCUGCCAAUAAUUAUUAUAAUUGUUUAACAUCAACAUUGGAAACAUUAAAUUCACAUAACAAGAUUAAAGCAAAUUCAAUUGAUGAAGAAUUCGAUGAUGACGAUGAUGAUGAUGAUGGAUUUGAUCCAGAUGAUGAAUCUGGUUCCGAUAAUGAUGAUGACGAUGAUGAAUUAAUCAACGAUGAUGAUGAGCCAGAAAAUAUUUGUAAUGGACGAAAUCAUCAACAACAUACAAUGAAUAACAAUAACAACAAUUCUGCAACAAACACUAAUACCAAAAGACAACGGAAUAAUCAAUUAUCAACAUUCAAUUCAUCAUCAUCAUCAUAUAAUCAUCAAACAUUAGAUAUUGAAAUGAAAUCGAAUCAACAAUCAACAACGACGAAUACAAAUUCAAAUCAUAAUCAAAAAUCACGUUUUACCAAUUGGCUUGGUCAAUGUAGAGCUUAAAAUUAAUUAAUUAAUUAAUUAGUAGUAGUUGAUGGCCAGAAAAAAAACUUAGCAAACACAAUUCCUAUAUAUCUAGUCAUAUUGUGAAAAUUUCAUUCCCUAAUUAUUAUUAAUCAAUUAAUACGAAUUGUAAUCAAUGUAAAAGUUUGAUAUUUACAACUCAUUUAUUUAUUUAUCCAUUGAUCUCGACAAUGUUUUGAUUUGUGUGUUUGUAUGUGUGUAGCCAUUCUGAAUAUUGAUCCAUCAUCGAACUUUUUUUUUCCACCCACACCACUUUCCCAACAACUGAUCAUAACAUAACAUUUCUUUUUUUUUAUUAUUUAUUUAUUGAUUUAUUUGUUCUGUUUUUCGUUGUUUCUAUUAUAUUCACAACACAACACUACCAAACAAUCAUCAUCAUCAGUAUCACACAAUAUUAAUUUGCAAUUGUAAUUCUCUCUUUCUCGCUCGCUUGUUAUUCAAUUCAAUAUACUCAUUAAUUUUUUUUCAACGAUAAAAAAAACGCCAUUGAAUCAAUCACCAGAUUGA
Messenger RNA from Dermatophagoides farinae (American house dust mite), 2273 nucleotides. The record is from RefSeq and is a predicted model, not a curated record. NCBI's taxonomy places the organism in Eukaryota, Metazoa, Arthropoda, Arachnida, Sarcoptiformes, Pyroglyphidae.